Messenger RNA from Spirometra erinaceieuropaei, 10426 nucleotides. Lineage: Eukaryota; Metazoa; Platyhelminthes; Cestoda; Diphyllobothriidea; Diphyllobothriidae. The record is from the annotation of a GenBank genome assembly.
AUGCAGCAUUUGAAAGAAGGUACGUAUGAGGGUCAGAUUUGUUGCCGGUUUUAAUAAAAGUCCUCAGAAACAGCGUUAGGCCUUUACUUUACUAUUAUGUGUCCACUAAGAGCGUCUGUCUUACACGGACUGAUGUUCCGCUCACAGACAUUUUUUUGUGAUCAAAGCUGACGUAUAUGUGGAAAACGUCUGUGACAUUACAUAAACCAGAUAAUAACUAGAUGCUCUAAGUCCCGAUAGAACGGAACCGAAGACGGACGGUUGAUUAAACGAGGCCCAAAGAAAGAGCAGUCAAAAUUCGCAAAUGAAUUACAUGGUCUAACGGUUAAACAAUCUGUUUAGUGACUGCGCACUCAAAACAAACGUCAAAAUUUAUAUAUGAGCUUUCAUUUGCACCCCUUAUUAGACCCUAUCCAGUUGAAAUACUUGACCUUUUUCGCAUUGGACCUCGGAAAAGGCAACGUCUCGACUAAACUUGGCAGCGUUCUACAGAUUGUUUCAUGAUUUUUUAAAUAAAAUCAUCUCCCUACAAUAACUGUGGAGAAAGGUAUGUCAUUCGGAAUCUGUUAGACCGUUGGGAUAUGUAACGAUUUGACCGGCGCAUCCGACGACGUUUACCUUGUGCUUCACAGCAAGGUGAAGCAGGCAGGGUGACUUGCGCGUAACUUAGUUCCUAGUGGAAGUAGACUUGCGUAGCAUCUGUCACACAUUCCUCCUCCCCGCCUGGACCCGCUGUUAAGACAGCGUCAAAAAGACCGGAGGCGGGGAGGGCGAAGGUGUCUGGCCCGAUCGAGCCCGUACCUAGGCGUGCCGCCAAACCCCGUGGUCCACAACAAACCGGGAUUUGAACAAAUAACGUCAUCAUCAUCAUCAUCAUCAUCAUCAUCAUCAUCAUCAUCAUCAUCAUCAUCAUCAUCAUCAUCAUCAUCAUCAUCAUCAUCAACAGCACCAGAAAGGCGAGAAUGACCGGGCAGCCAUGCGCACGACCUGUAUAUCCAGCGGGAGCGCAAGCACAUUUAUCGCCAGAUAACCAGGAAAUGACAGCACACACCAGACUGCGAGGACAAUGAUUUGCUGAUCGUGGCAUAGCACUCGCUCAGUUAGGAGACUUAAUCGUAUCAAUAGUAUUAAGGAAUUAAUGUUUUCCAUCAAACCCAGAAGGGAAUCUUGAUCAGUCGGGUAGCCGGUGCUACACAUGGCAUAUCCAAUCGAUAAAUCACAGUUGGCCGUCUUCUCGAUACUUAAAUGCAAUCCACACGGAGUAUCCUAGGUGCCCGGAACUAUUUCCUCCGCAUUCAUCGCUCGUCCUUUUCAGGUGAUCCCGAACCCUCCGUGGACCCGGAGAAGUUCACGCUAUAUGACAUGCAUUUCUGCCCCUACUGCCAGCGUGUACGAUACACCCUGGACUACCAUGAAAUACCGUAAGAAAGUCUGCUCCUUCCCUUAUGACAUUUCACUGUCCAAAUUGUUUAAUUUUUUGCCUGUGUUUAUAGUCAUAAUGAGAGAAUGAUGGUUAUCGGCUGUUCGGAAUCAAAAACGGCAUAGAUCCGUCUGUGCAGCUUAGUUACAGUGCGUGACCGAUCUCAUGAGGUGUUGGCUGAAAUUCUGAAGUGUGUUUUUGAUUAGGAAGGAUUACUUGAGUGUGGUUGUAAUACUGAUUAUCAUGCGGCAUAAUCGUAUAAUAUUUUGCACUCAACAAAAUGUUGGCUUUUGAAUGCACUUCUUUUCGAUCUACUGUGGAAGCUGCGCUGAGUAAAAAAUGACAACUUCAGUAGCAUGCACUUUCACACUGAUUUCAAAUUGUCUUAUAAACUUUUAUUAUAUAUUUUAUAAAACAACAUAUAUAAAAUGUGCCUUCAUUUACUUGUUUGAUAUAGAAUCACGUCACCUUCACAUCUGAUACCCGAAGGAGGAAUGUAAUUAGGUUUUUGAAAGAUCUUCUAAUCCCAAAAUAAUUUUGAGCCUGAUCAACCGCUGUAUUAGCGUUUGCUUAUUUCAGUCUACAAGGUGCAUGCUUCCCACUUCAAUAAACUUAUAGCUCAUCUAUGCCUUUAAGAAUAUGCCAUAUAGAUUUCAUGAAAUUUUGCAACGGAUGCGGACUAUGUUGUAUAUUUCAUGAGGAGCAUUGGUAAAGAGACAGGUACGAUGUUGCAUGAAUGGACAUUCCAUGAUCUUAAGAAUCUUAUAUUUAAAAACCUUUUAAAAACCUAAUUAUACUUCUUCUUCGAGAACAAAUAUGAAUAUGGGGUAAUUCUCUAACCAACGAGUAAACCAACGUACAUGUAGUGCAUGUUUUCUAUAAAAUGUGUUGGAAUUUAUAAGAUCAUCGAAAAUCAAUGUGAAAAACGCAUGCAACUUAAGUAGUCAUCUUUACAGAGUACGGAUUCCGCAGAAAACUAGACAGAAGUGCAUUCAAAAUGCGACAUCCUGUCGAGUCCGGAACAUUAUAGGAUUGUGCCGCAUGAUAAUCAGCAUGACAACUACACCUAAGUAAUCCUUCCUAAUCGGAAACGCAUUUCAUAAUUUCGGCCAACAUUUCAUGAGAUCGGUCACUCACUGUACUUGCGUGAAACUUCAGUUAGAAAGUCCUCUGAGCUCCCAACCCCUGGGUUCUUUCUGGCAUGUCCAGUGAGAUACUUGUGGUUAGUAGCCGUCUGGAGAAAACAGUAAAAAAACAGUGGAGCGUCUGCGCAUUCAUUGGAUUACGCAAGACGGCUCACAAAGGCCCAAUAUGAUGAAUGCAAGAAACGAAUUCCCCUUAGUGAUCUAAAAGGCGAGCGCUGAGUGAGGGGAUCCGAACUGCCUUCUAUUAUGUAGACAGGUCUGUAGAUUUUUAUGAGACGCAAAAGCUGCCUGAUUUUCCAGCCAGACAGCAUCACCCCUGUCCUUCUACAUGUUUCCGAAUUUACAGCCGCACGAACUUAUGGAAAUAUUAACCUGCUUUAAAAAAUUUGAACAAAUAUCCAACAGGACUAAAGGUCAGCUCGUAUUACCUCCCCCGUCCAAUAAAUGCUAGAAGCGUCCUGAAGCAUCAAAGGUAUCCAGGUGCCACUCAGUCGCAGCCUCACUGCAAAACAAAAUGAGAAAAAGCGAUCCUUUUGUGGAUAUUCUCUUCUGUACUAAAAUCACAAGGUUGACGUAAUUGUUGUAAGAGUCGUUUAUCCACUAAUCAACCGUUUCUGCAAACACGGUAGUCGCAGAAUUGAGUUAACUAACAGAAGACGUCAUUCACACCUUUUUUGCUAGUUAUCGUAUGCUUUUCAUUCAUAGCCGACAUAUUCGUCCUUCUCAGCUACAUCGUUCUUAAGACUUCUUCCUGGAAUUCCUAGAGAAUUAUUGACAGUAUAUCUUUAAUAAUCAUAAUUUGUUCUCUCCCUCAAGUUCUUCCCACCCUCUGUACGUCGGCUCUUGUUGCGCGAAUGUUAGUUUCUUCAGAAUCCCACUGUCGAAUAUAAAUAUUAGUUAUCUUGCUUAGUACAAACUGGCCGUCUCGCCAUUACCAGUGACGCUUUUUCCUUCCAGCUAUGAUCGCGUGUUAAUCGACCUUAUUUCAAAGCCCAGCUGGUAUCUAAAAAUGUAUCCGGCUGGGAAGGUCCCCCUGCUGCUGUAUCGGGGCGAGGAAAUGACUGAGUCAGAGGUCAUCAUGCAGUAUGUCGAUCAGAUGAAGGGCCCCAAAAAUUCACUUCUGAGCGUCUGUGGCGAAGAAGACUUUAAGAAGGCCCUGGAUUCCUCGGCGUUUGUAAGUCUAGUGAAUCUUGCACUGCAAAACUCAUUCAACAUAUUUUGGUUAGUAUAAAUUAGGUCUUCUUUGACGCACGCCGUUCAAAAGCACACAUCAGCCUAUUCCUUCGUAGUCAGCGCUGUAAGUUUACUUAGGGAAUGAGGCUUUUGCUCUUGAGUAUCCAUUAGAAUUAGUGUACGUUCGCAUCGAAAAUCAUCAUCAUCCUUUGCCUAUUAUCCUUACCAAAUAAACUGAAAUAAACUGAAAUCAUCAUCAUCAUCAUCAUUGUGAGUAGCGUUAUCAAUCCCACCAUCAUCAACAUCAACAACAAUAGCGUCCUCAUCACCAACAAAAAUAGCAAUUACACUAAUAGUGGCAAACUUGCAUUCACCAAUGAAUCUAAAAAAGUAAAAUGUCAAACUAUGGAAUGCGGGCUGCUUUUCUCAUGUAGCUCAUUACCACCAGUGGCCCAUUUUACGGUGUUUCUACUAACGAAUCGGCUGGAUCGCAGUUGGUAGCCAGGCCCCGUAUUACAGGUGACUGGGAGGUUUGUUUACUGGGGCUAUUUUGCGGGGCCCCAUAAUCAUAUCUGACCCAUAUGGCUUCCGUUUUAGGUUUGAGGUUAGGAUUACGGUACAGGUUAAUAGUUUCCGAUUUUUGGGUUAGGGUUAUGCCUCUGGCUUAGUUUUUCGGGUUACGGUUAGGGUUUGAGCGUACGAAUAGGUUUCAGUAUUACAGGUAGGUUUUUCAGUUACGGCUAUAUCUAACGGCUACGGUUACGUUUACGAUUUCGGUUGGGGUUAGGGUUGCCGUUAGGGUUAACGGUUAACCUUUAAGGUUGAGGUUAGGGUUGGAGUUAAGGUUAGGAUUAGGGUUAAGGUCGCCGUCCGCCGUCGCUUCCCCAUUCCUGGCUACCAACUGCGAUCUAGCCAACGAAUCUAGUAAAAAAUUCACUGCAGUAUUAGUUGAGCCGAUGUCAUCGGACGAAGCUUGGGGCGUGGAGAGAUGCAUCAUGUAUUGCCUUCCUGCUUUGGUUUGAUCAUCAGGAGCCUUUUCCAGGAAGGAUUAAAUUCAAGCUUUAAACUGCCAGGCGUUCUUUGGAUACUUUAGAAGUGCGAGCCGCACGGUGGUGCCCAUCUAGAACUUAACUCCAUUUUAGGUCUCCUCCAUGGAAUCUUAGUGACGAAGCUCCAACCGAAACCUGAAUGUUGCACAGGGAGGAGAUCCCGGAGGAUUAAAAUAUUAGCAUGUCAUAAAGUGUCACAGCACCUUUUUGCACUGUUAGGAGAAUUGUUGAGGUAGUUACCCCCUUAUUUGGCUUCCUGGCUAACGCAUAACCAGUCACCAUUGCAGUCGCUUAUUCACGUCUUCAUGCCCCUUAACAUGCCUGACCCUUUUGCUCUCUGUGUCCGAAAUUUAGAUUGCCCUUCCACGGCACAGAAUGUGCUUCUCACCGGAGGCAACCCAAGCCGAUGCUGACGCCCUCAAAAACGGUCUAACGGAUAUUGACAAAGCCAUUAAAGGUCCCUACCUCAUGGGUAUGUCAGUUUACCCCUUCACAGUAAAUGCGCUGGGCUAAAACCAGGCCAAAAUAAGUACGGGACACGUGAGUUUGGCAAUGUAGAGUCCUCACAUGCCCCCAACUGUUGUCCCACAAGAUGGAGGGAGGAGGGGGGUGGUUGCACACCUAUGCGAAUACAUGCGGCACGCCAGCUAAGCUGCCCAAUCCAAACGUCCUAUGGCUGACGGAUUCUAUCUGCCGAGGGGGGGCCAGAGAGUGAGUUCGGCCCUGGCGGAUCCAUCCGCAGGACACAUCGGCGGGUCCUUCAUUAGUGACGCGUUAACAGUUGUGGUUUGGAAGACUGACAGUUAGACACAGCGAAGAGGGGAGUUGUAGGAAGCAGGAGACACGAUUGCUGUAAUUGCGCACAGACGGUAGGCAACCAUCAGGCCCCAGAUCAUGAGACCGAAAGACCCACUGCCACAGCAAGGGACAAUUGGGGGGCGUUUGCUGGAUCUGGUGCAGCCGCGGACAAAGCAACUGCGUCGGGGCAGCGGGUAACUGCACCGAACGCGAACAGGCGAACACGCGGUGCGAUCUAAUUGCGGUUCAUUUGACAAAAUCCGGUCAACAUUUAGAUUCGACGAGGCUGAAAUUCUUGCGAAUGCUUGAGUCAUGCUGCACUGGUCCCCAGUCUAGCCUAGGCGGAGUAAUAAGCCAUGUGGAGAGCGCGCGGCUGAACACUAUUCGCAACGCCAGGGUGGACGAGUCGGGCGGUCGAGCAAUCAUCACACCGACACCCAACACAGGUGAUGCAAGUGGACCGUUUAAGGACUCUAAUGUCGGUUAUCGAACAUGCAUAACAUCAAGUGCAACAAUACCUGAUCAAGGGGAAGCCGUGAAUUGUCAUAGGUAUGCGGUAGCAUGACAGCUUCAUCCUAUAAAUACUGCGGUCCUUUGUGCAUGAACUAUCCGUAUCUGAUGUUGUCACUGUUUAUGGGUUCGAAAAGAAAUCAGAUUCGUCAGAGGAAUAAAGUUCUUGUUCCAGCGAUUGUGUCUCCUUCUUCAAGGGCUUUGUCUGCAUGUGACCUCUAUGACACUGUCGCACACGUGAGAUCCCGACCGCCCCUCUUCUACUUAUAACAUAUUUUACGAGGACCAGGUCGUCUGUGUGUAGCAUGCUUACACGUGUUGAUUUAGCCUUGCCAGUCACUGGGCCUAAGUCCCUCCUCCGGUCGUCAGAGCCGGGCUGCUGAAGGAAGAGGUGCGAUCGUUGUCAACUUGAGAACUCCUAACACGGAACACAGGGAAGAUGGUUAGCUAGACAACAAGCCUUUACUGAGGCAGCUGGCAUACAGGCAGCACCACAAGUAGGUGUAGUGUCAGUGUAAGCCUAAGGACAUACGGCGACCAAUCGGUGAAGAGGAAGACAUCGAUUGGCCUUUUCGGGCCGGAGGUCAAGUCACACGCGUAAGCGCACCAGAGAUGACAUGGGCGAGCGGUGGCGUUGACGGCUGUGAUAGCGGUCAGCCGUAAACGCAUAAGUCGCCGGCCUGCGUCCACCACACGUGCUGAAAACACGGUGGACGGUGUAGCGUGCCACGGUCGAACAGUCGUUGAACAGCCACAACGUUGGACGACAUAUCUUUCAACUAUAAUAAGCUUUUACAUGUCCCUCUGAAAAUUGCGUCACGCUACUCAAGAGGAAGUAAAUAGUGAAUGCUCAUAGAGUUCAGCAUUUCAGCCUGCCAUCUUGAAGUGUCCUUCACGGAUUUCAAGCAGGGCUAUCUCCUGUUCUGUUGUCUGUAAUAAUAUCAGAGGAGAUAACUUUACUUUAAGAAUGCAUUGUGGGCCCUAUAAGUGAGCAAAGGUAAUUAGUAACGCCCCUUGUUUUGUGAAUUUUUCGUAAAAGGGAGAUUUAAAGAUCGCUACCUUAUCUUGUAGAUUGGUCAAACUUUUUUUAUUAGCAAAACUGUAAACCAGCCGACUUUACAGCAUUUUUGUUUUAAAGGUGAGAAAUUGAGUUUGGCAGACCUGGCUCUCUUCCCCUUCCUCCAUGGCUGGGACUUCAUGAUGAGUCGACUACUGGAGAUAGACGAGAACUCUGGUGACACUGUCGAGACCGUCGCCUCUCAGUGGCCUAACGUGAUGGCGUACCGUCAACUCAUGAACCAGAAACCCUUCAUCAUGAAGACGGCUUUCCAAGAGGAUGAGUUCGUUAAGUUUGUGGAUGGUCUCCUGGUGAAAAAGCCGACGGCGGAAUAACAGACGUCCGCUCAUUCCCAGCACUCCCAAGAACACAUAUUCUAUCUCUAUCUCUAUCUCUCUCUGUCUCGUUACCUUAUUUAUCUAAUUCGAUGCAUUCGUGACAUCUGGACUUUCCAAAUAAUAGUCUGCUUUCUGUCGUACAGCGAUCACCCUUUGUUUUGAUUUGUUUUUCGACCUGCAUGGUAUGCUGCUGUGCACGCACAAGGUUCAGUUAGAGACUGAUCUAGUGUCUGAAUUCGGUGUCAACCUCUUUGGACCACGUUUGGUCUAGUCUUGUUGUUGUUGGCUUGAAUUCAGUUAAAUAUCUUCCCCAUGUUCUAGCGUUAGCUAGGACUGAAUUGCUCAUCCAUUUGUUUACGUUUAGCAAAACACAGACGGGUUAAUUGACUGUCUAAGUUGCGGCCAGAUGUGAUCUUUAACGGUAGCGCGAAGGAACAAUCUGAAUUUUUAGUUUAGUCUUUAAGAAACUAGUAAAGUAGAACAUUAAUGAAAGUCAUUAUUACUGUGACGAGUGCCAGAAGGCGCAUAUCAUCUGCAGAUGACUUCAUUGGUCGUAUUGUAGAUAAAUGCUAACAUGCAACCUUGCUGCCGGAGAGAAUAAAUGGUAGCCUUCAAAUGCAAUGUCCGAGUGAACUGCAGCAGUAUCAAGGAUAAGUAUGUAAUUGAGGAAUGUUAUUUUUCCAAGUCUGCUCUGAGCUAUUUCCCAAUCUGUAACGCAGUCAACAAUAUUUCUGAUUUGAAAGAUGCAGUUUUGAUUUUGAUUUAAUAUCCAAAGAUAGUUAGCCUCGGCAGUUCAAAAAGGGUUCACAUCAUUCAUCGGCCAUGAACAACGUUCGCUUGUGUAAUUGCACAACAACUUGUUUUGGCCUUUAAUGUUAACGACUUCUGGCAUUUAGAUGUAGGGGGCCUCGAGGCUUUUCACGGUAAAAUGUUUGCACUUAUUUGAGAGUAAACCUAAGAAAGCACCGACUCCGUUCCCAAGUCCUGUGGAUGCUCAAUCUUGAAACGAAGGACAGUCAUCGUGAACGCUGACUAACAAAGAAGCAGAAGCAUGAGCAUAAAGCCUGACACGACCGCCUAGGUGGACGAAGCCCCAAUGUGGAGCAGACGGGUGCGCAAUUCAGCCUGCUCGAGUAAAGACUAAACAAAUAUCAACAUAUCUCCGUCUGGAUAUCAGAGACCGCAGAGGGUAACUGCUGAUGUGGAUACGACCGACUGAUGCAACUGGCUUGAGGAGGCGUCCACGGUUUAUAAUGAUCGUCAGUAAUGUUUCUCUCACGAGGAUAAAUUCAAUGGAAUCCCAUAUUCAACCGAUACUAGCUCGGAACUCUGAUAAAAAGCGUGAAGGUAGUGUUCUAACGAAUUGUCCGAACCCUCCUAUAUCUGGCGGGUUUGGCUGGUUUCAUCGGUAAUGGAGAACGAUCUCUACCGAAUUCAUUGUUUUUAAUAUAGCUGUUGAAUUGGAACUCAUAUAUCUACCGUCCCAUCUCAAACAACACAUACAUCACCCGAACUGUAAUGCCAAUUUUUAAUUCCUAAAUUCGUCCUGGAAUCAACGUCUUCCAGGUUUAAAUAUACUUCUUACAGAUGAAGUAAAUCUUUGCACUUUGGUUCAUUUUUCUAACUUCUACGGCCCCCUAGUGAAUUCACUGAUCGCACUUCCAUCAGUAAGACAUCGAAAUGAUGUGAAGUAGCACGAAUUUAGGAGCAUUUUGUUUAAAUGAUUAAGAAUCGUCGACUUUUCAGUAAAGUGCAAUACGAUUUCGAACGACGCGUAAUCAUUGCACUUUGGGAAUGAAUUGGUCAAUACCAAAGCACUUUUAUCUGCUCUCCUCCUCCUAGCCACCCCCGCACUCGCCAGAGUGCUACGGUCAGUGCGCUCUCUCUGGCAGCCUGGAAAGUUCGUUUCUUUUCAGACAAUCCCAGGAGCAACCGACCGGAACGGAGGACGGCACUAGUGGCUCGGGAACUGGCGCGCUACAAGGUGGACAUCGCCCUACUCAGCGGGACCCGGUUCUCCGAACAAGGCCAACUGGAGGCCGUGGGUGCCGGCUACACCUUCUUCUGGAGCAGUCGCCCCAGAAAGAGUGGUAGGACGCGCGUGGCGCCUUUGCCAUCCGGAAGGACAUCAUGGGACGACUGCCCUGUCUGCAGCAGAGCAUCAACGAUCGCCUGAUGAGCCUCCGCCUGCCUCUUCGGGAAGGCAAAUUCGCCACCAUCAUCAACGCUUACGCUCCGCCGAUAACCAGCCUUGACGCCGCCAGGGCUAAUUUCUACGAGAACAUACGAACCAUCCUGGCGACUGUGUCGAAGGCGGACAAGUUGAUUGUGCUUGGUGACUUCAACGCCCGCGUCGGCACAAAACAUGCAGCCUGGAAAGGAUUGCUAGGUCGCCUCUCUCUCAACGACUCCAACGACGAUGGUCUUCUCCUAUUAAGAACCUGCUCAGAACACCAACUCAUCCUGAUGAACACACAUUCUUCUGCCUGCCGAUGCAAGAGAAAGCCACCUAGAUGCAUCCUCUGCCGCGUCAGUGGCACCUGCUAGACUAUGUCCUCUUCCGGAGGCAAGAACAGCGCGACGUGCUGGUGAGAAAGGCGAUUCCGGGUGCUGACGGCCGGACCAAACAUCGCAACUUCACCUCGAAGAUGCAGGCUAGCCUAGAGCCUCACAGGAGACCUCAAGUUAAGCGGCCCCUAGGCCCUAGCUGCCUUUGCCUGCACAUCAACCUCACCUCAGCAACGAGCUAGCUCAAUGACUUAGACAACAUUUCAGUUGUUGAUGCCGCCGCCGCCGCCGCCGCCGCCGCCGCCGCCGCCGCCGCCGCCGCCGCUGACAAGAACGCCUCCAUGGAGAACCGAUGGUGUCAACUGCGGGACACAGUCCAGUCGACGGCGCUGGCUGUCCCUGGCCGCACGCGCCAACACCAGGACUAG